AUGGCGUAUGGCGUAAGGCCCCCCCCCGACCCAGACGGCGGUCCCUGCCGCAGGACGUACUGCGGUCGCGGUCGUCAGUGCGUCCUGACGGCCUCCAGCGGGCGCGCCGAGUGCGUCUGCCAGGAGAAGUGCCGUCCCUCCUUCGUUCCGGUGUGCGGCUCGGACGGCCGGUUCUACGAGAACCACUGCGAGGUCUACCGCACCGCCUGCCUGGAGAGGAGGCGGAUCUACGUGGUGCACAGCAAGGACUGCUUCUUCAAAGGCAACGCGUGCACCAUGUCGGAGUACAACCGGCUGAAGAGCACGCUGCUGGAGGUGCGGCCCGGGGGGCGGGCACCCGGGGAGGGGCCACCCGGGGGGCGGAGCCAGCAGAGGGACAUGGAGGAGAGGCGCGCGCUGGUGGACACCAUGUUCAAAUACCUGGACGCGGACGGGGACGGGCGGCUCGUGAGCGACGAGCUGGAGAAGAUCUCCAUGAAGGAGCACCUGGAGCACCGCCUGCUGGAGUGCACCACUCAGGACCUGCUGCGCUACGACGACUACAACAACGACCGACACCUCAGCCUGCACGAGUUCUACACGGCUUUCCAGGUUGUCCAGCUCAGCCUGGCGGAGGACCAGUCGAUCAGCGUCUCCACGGUAACAGUGGGCCUCAGCGCCGUCCUCACCUGCGCCAUCCAGGGGACGCUGCGUCCGCCGAUCAUCUGGAAGAGGAACGGCAUCGUCCUGAACUUCCUGGACCUGGAGGACAUCAACGACUUUGGGGACGACGGCUCUCUGUACAUCACCAAGGUGACGACCAUCCACAUGGGGAACUACAGUUGCCAUGCCUACGGCUACGAAGACCUCCAUCAGACCCAUGUGCUGCAGGUGAAUGUCCCCCCAGUGAUCCUGGUCUACCCGGAGACCCAGGCCCAGGAGCCCGGCGUGUCAGCCAGCCUGCACUGCCACGCCGACGGCAUCCCGAACCCCACGCUGCUCUGGCUGAAGAACGGCUUGGACCUGCUGCCCCGCUCCUCCAAGCAGCUCUCUCUCCUCGCCAACGGCAGCGAGCUCCUGAUCGGCAGCGUCCGGUACGAGGACACCGGCGCCUACACGUGCAUCGCCAAGAACGAGGUGGGCGUGGACGAGGACAUCUCCUCGCUGUUCGUGGAAGACUCGGCCAAGAAGACACUUGCCAACAUCCUGUGGAGAGAAGAAGGGCUGAGCGUGGGGAACAUGUUCUACGUGUUCUCCGACGAGGGCGUCACGGUGCUGCAGCCCGCCGGCUGCGAGGUACGCCGACACAUGGCGAGGACGGAGAGGAUCGUCGCCACCUACGAGGAGAUGUGCCCUAAAGGUGAGGGGGUGUCCCCCCAGCACUGCGUGUGGUCCUCGGCAGUCAACAUCCGUGAUAAGUACAUCUACGUGACCCAGCCCCUCCUGAGCCGCCUGCUGGUGGUCGACGUCCAGGCGCAGAAGGUGGUGCAGGCCGUCAAGACGGAUCCCUUCCCGGUGAAGAUGCUCUACGACAAGUCACAUGACCAGGUCUGGGUCCUGACGUGGGGCGACAUGGACCGAACACACCCGACUCUCCAGGUGAUCCCUCAAGCCAGCGUGGGAGAAGUUCACCACGCCGUCCGCACGACUUUCCAGAAGGUCAACGACUUCUUCAUCCCCCCAACCAACCUCAUCAUCACCCACGUGAGGUUCGCCUUCGUCUUCCUCCAAAACGAACCCGCGGUGCACAAGAUCGACCUGGAGAGCUUCCGCCGGGUGAAGACCAUCAGCCUGAGGAACUACAGCUGCGUGCCGGUCAGCAUGGCCUACACGCACCUGGGGGGGUUCUACUUCGUGCAGUGCCGGAGCCGCCCGGGGGCCCCGGCCCAGCUGCUCAUCGACAGCGUGACGGACGCGGUGACGGGGCCCAACCGCAACGUCACCGGGCGGCCGUUCGUGUCGCCGGACGGCCGCUACGUGGUGACGCCCGACCCGGAGAGCUCGAGGCUGACGGUCCAGACGGUGUCGUUCCGGGGGGAGCUGGCCCUGAACCGGGAGCUGGACCAGCCCGGAGCCGUCUCCGAUCUGGCUUUCCAGCCCUCCUUCGCGGAGUCCAACCAGCACGUGGCGGUCGCCGCCUCGGCCUCAGGCACGGACCUGCUAUUCGCCGACCUGUCCUCGGGCCGCGCCGAGGUCCUCCGGAGCCUCAAGGAGCCCCUGGGCCCCCGAGCCUGGCCCUGGGGAGGCCCCGCCCGGGUGGUGGUCUCCAGCGGCUUGUUCGGACCGUACCUGUUGACGCCGUCGGCCGAGUCCGUCUUCGUCCUGGACGGCAAACAGAGGACGCCGCACUGCGAGGUGUCGGACAUCAAGAGGGGGAACACGGUCGUCUGGGUGGGCGAGGUAUGAGCACGAUGAUUAAUAAACGAAAAGAAAAGAGUCGUAGACGUGAAAUGGUCAAAACAAAUAGAUGAAAAGGGAAGUGUCAGGCCACGUGACUUUAUUAUAGGAUUUAUGUGAACAUGAGUAGUGGACUGGACCCCCGGGACCGAGAGGGGAACACGACCGGCUCAUCGUAUCAAAAGUACACUUAAAAAAUAGAAUAAUUGAUCAAAACCUUUAAAUGGAGAAAACUCCGUUUUGAUAUUGGGAGAAAGUGUCACGUGCACUCGACUAUACAGAAUUGUACAUUAUUGCACUUCCUUCCAUUGUUAUUCCGGCGAAUAUGUACCUGCAGAGGGGUUAUUGUUAUGAUCUAUGAACUAUGCACAACGCUCACUUUUUUUAGAGUAAAAAAAAGCUUCUUUUUUUUUCCUCCGAUUUUUGUUUAUCUCAACAAUGUUUUGUCGUCUUCACCCCGUGAUGCAUAUUAAUCACCACGAACUGUCCGUCCCGCCUCUAGUGUGUGUGUGUGUGUGUGUGUGUGUGUGUGUGUGUGUGUGUGUGUGUUCUGAGUCCUUUUAUUAAAUCGUUUAUCCCCCGGGUCUCGUUCCCCUCUGAGAGCUCGUGGCUCUCCCGGUGCCGGCGGAGGUCACGAGGUCAACUCCUCCCCUCUUCACGG
Molecule: messenger RNA, 3037 nt
Organism: Cyclopterus lumpus (lumpfish)
Lineage: Eukaryota; Metazoa; Chordata; Actinopteri; Perciformes; Cyclopteridae
Gene: fstl4
Product: follistatin-like 4
Exons: 14
Coding region: 1-2385 (794 amino acids)
Biological process (GO): regulation of BMP signaling pathway; cell differentiation; multicellular organism development
Molecular function (GO): calcium ion binding; protein binding
Source: RefSeq, a predicted model, not a curated record